AUGGAGGCGAUCCAAGCCACGACCGGCGAGACUAUCGGAAACCUCCAUUAUGAUCAUGCCGCACACUCCACGUCAAGCCCACAGACUAUUUACAGUGGCUGCAUGAGACGUCUGCGGAGCUGGAUACCUAUUCACUACAAAGAAGAAAUUAUCCAGUUAUUAAAAUUAACCGGACCCGUGUUCAUCGCUCAGCUUCUGGGCUUCUUCAUAGGUUUCAUCAGCACUGUGUUCUGUGGACAUCUGGGGAAGACAGAGCUGGCCGGGGUUGCCCUGGCUACAGCUGUGAUCAAUGUUACUGGUUUAUCGAUUGGAUCUGGUUUAUCGUCAGCGUGUGACACUCUUAUGUCACAGACCUUUGGGGGCAGUAACCUGAAGAGAGUGGGGGUGAUUCUGCAGAGGGGGGUUCUCAUUUUGCUGCUGGCAUGUUUCCCAUGCUGGGCUGUUCUCAUCAACACAGAGUCCAUCCUCUUAGUAGUCAAGCAAAGCCCGGAGGUGGCCAGGCUGUCGCAGAUGUAUGUGAAGAUCUUUAUGCCAGCACUCCCAGCAGCUUUCAUUUACCAACUUGAAGGAAAGUACCUUCAGAAUCAGGGGAUAAUCUGGCCACAGGUGGUCACAGGAGUGGUGGGCAACGUUAUAAACGCACUCGUUAACUACAUCUUCCUGUUCGUGCUGGAUCUGGGUGUUGCUGGGUCAGCUGCAGCCAACACCAUCUCACAGUACUCCUUGGCCAUGUUCCUGUAUGCCUACAUUCGCUGGAAGGGUCUUCACAAGGCCACCUGGGCAGGCUGGUCUAUAGAUUGUCUGCGGGAGUGGGGAGCCUUCAUCUACCUGGCCAUUCCCAGCAUGCUCAUGCUGUGUCUCGAGUGGUGGAUCUAUGAGAUCGGGGGCUUCCUGGCAGGCCUGGUGAGUGAAGUGGAGCUGGGAGCACAGUCGGUCAUCUACGAGCUGGCCACCAUCGCAUACAUGUUUCCUCUAGGCUUCGGCGUGGCGGCCAGCGUGAGAGUGGGAAACGCCCUCGGGGCCGGAAACACAGAACAGGCCAAGCUGUCCGGCAAGCUCGCCAUGACCUGUGCAGCUGUGGUCGCAGUGUGUGUAGCAGUAACCAUUGGCGCAUCAAAGGAUGUCAUCUCCUACAUCUUCACGAAUGAUGCACAAAUCAGAAAGAGGGUUGGGGAAGUCAUGGUGCUGUACGCUCCCUUCCACUUAUGUGAUGCAAUGGCGGGUGUGGCAGGGGGCGUUGUGAGGGGGACGGCGAGACAGAAGAUUGGGGCACUUUGUAAUCUGGUGGGGUACUACUUUGUGGGGUUUCCCAUUGGGGUGUCUUUAAUGUUUGCGGCAAAAAUGGGAAUCUUUGGUCUGUGGUCCGGGCUCUUGGUCUGCGUGGUGCUGCAGGCUGCCUUCUUCGUCACCCUCACCAUCAAACUCGACUGGAAGAAAGCCACAGAAGAGGCACUGAUCAGGGCUGGGGUUCAGGCACCUGAGGAGAGUGGAGAACAGGUGUAUGCCAUGGAGAAGCAGGCUGAAUUCCAGGAGGGGGCUUGGGCAGCCCACCUGGAGGAGCCCGGCCCCUGGGAGCUCGGCUCCGACCUGGACGGGCUGCAGGAGAGGGAGGUAGGGGUGGCGCCGGCACAGGCGGCUGUCAGCACAGUGGGGACGCUGCUGUCCUUCAGGCAGCUGGUGAUUCGCCGCGGCCUGACGCUCUGCGCCAUGCUCUUCAUCCUCGCCGUGGGAAUCAUCACCAACGUGCUGCUCACUGCCACCCUCGGGUGAGGCCGGAACGGGGGGUCACGUGACCUGGAACAACCUGGCGUUUGUGGCCUGGCGGCGCCGGUGAGCUGUACUGGGCUUAGAAGCACCUUGAACCUUCUGCUCCGCCCGCCGUGUGAACCAGCAGGCAUGACUCACAGAGAACAGAGGCCGGGCGUUGGCACAAUGGACAGAGCUGAACACACCGAAUCAGAAAUUUA
Messenger RNA from Megalops cyprinoides (Indo-Pacific tarpon), 1967 nucleotides. RefSeq names its product multidrug and toxin extrusion protein 1-like. The transcript has 17 exons. Gene Ontology annotation, biological process: xenobiotic detoxification by transmembrane export across the plasma membrane. Bases 1 to 1770 code for a protein of 589 amino acids. Lineage: Eukaryota; Metazoa; Chordata; Actinopteri; Elopiformes; Megalopidae. Gene Ontology annotation, cellular component: membrane. Gene Ontology annotation, molecular function: antiporter activity; xenobiotic transmembrane transporter activity. The record is from RefSeq and is a predicted model, not a curated record.